AUGGGCUUUGCCAUUAUGGCGCCUUAUCUUGCUCGUUCUUCGCGUGAUCUUCUCCAGAACGUCAUCUAUACCAAUCUCGUCGGAUGUCAUCCACGAACGGUACGCCGAAUCCGCUCGAAACUGCGCACCUGUGGAACCACAGAGACUCCGACAAAUACUCCUGGCCGCCCCAAGUCGAUCACGCCUCCUAUGUUGAGUGCCCUGCGUGGCAACCUCGCUGUUGACCCGUGUCUGACACUAGAUGAGAUGGCUGCCUUCCUUCGAAAACACUACGAAGCCGACAUCUCGCAGUACCGAUCCGAGCAGUUGGUGUUUGUGGACGAAUCCGGCAUAGACAAGAGCAUCGGUAUACGCCGUCGAGGCUGGGCUCCUCGAAGGAAGCGGCCACGUUAA
Molecule: messenger RNA, 393 nt
Organism: Colletotrichum lupini
Lineage: Eukaryota; Fungi; Ascomycota; Sordariomycetes; Glomerellales; Glomerellaceae
Exons: 3
Coding region: 1-393 (130 amino acids)
Source: RefSeq, a predicted model, not a curated record